AUGGAUGGUGCCAUAAGUCAGAGCUGGGGUACGACCUUUUUCACAAUGGCAUAUAUCAUUGCUGUCAAUUAUUAUCACAAAGUGGUGGUACUUGUGUCCUGUCAUGAUACUGAAGAUCCGUCCUGCGCAACAGAUUCUACCUACGCCGCUUGCGUUCUUGAUAUCAAUCGAGAUUUGAUUACAGCCACUGCUGCAGUGGCAGGAAUAGGGUCUCUGGCAUUUGGCUUUUUCACCAAUCUACCUGUUGCCUUGGCCCGUGUCGUGGAAGGGUUUAUUUUCGUUUUCUUAUCCCUGAUUGGCAUGCGGCAAUGGCUUGUCAAGGUAAUACCUGCUUCGAUAAAGGUCGCAAGUGGUGUAGGAAUUGGUCUGUUUUUGACUGAGACGGGAAUGUCAUACUCCGCAGGAAUCGGUGCCAUGACUGGCUCUGCGGUAACUCCAACCGCUUUGGGAGGGUGUCCUCCUCAUACUUCGACGUUACAGGAGCUUGCACUAGUCAUCAGAUGA
This is a messenger RNA of Botrytis sinoallii, 504 nucleotides long. RefSeq lists its product as uncharacterized. The record is from RefSeq and is a predicted model, not a curated record. The transcript has 5 exons. Gene Ontology annotation, cellular component: plasma membrane. Gene Ontology annotation, biological process: transmembrane transport. NCBI's taxonomy places the organism in Eukaryota, Fungi, Ascomycota, Leotiomycetes, Helotiales, Sclerotiniaceae. Bases 1 to 504 code for a protein of 167 amino acids. Gene Ontology annotation, molecular function: purine nucleobase transmembrane transporter activity.